Molecule: messenger RNA, 381 nt
Organism: Dibothriocephalus latus
Lineage: Eukaryota; Metazoa; Platyhelminthes; Cestoda; Diphyllobothriidea; Diphyllobothriidae
Source: the annotation of a GenBank genome assembly
GGGAAAAAUUGCCCCAAAGAAACCGGUGAUUGCCCCUCCAAAAACAUCGAAAAAAAAUUCGAUGAGCUCAGUUCAAAUGUUGACCAAAGCCCAGUGGAUGACAAAAAUCUGCUCUCGGACGAAAACGGAGUUAAACGAAGACAUUCUCUCGAUGAUGAAGAUGACAAGGAAGAAGGAGAGCUGAGCUCCGAUGAGGAGGUUGAAGAUAAUGCGGAUAUUGGCGAGCCACCAAUAAAGAAAUCACAUAUCCAACCGGCAGUUAACUCAGCCGGGUUACAAGGUUUGUUUAGAAAUUUCCCUGAAAUCCAAGACUUAUCAUACAAUACCACAUAUUACCACCCGAGGACCAAUUUUACCUCUUCAAUCUUUCGACCAUGUUAG